CCACCAUAGAUGUCUGCUUCUUGGUUAUUUUCCACUCCUUGUUCGAAGAUGAACUACCACCUCUGCUGCCACCGCCGUUGUAACCACCGCCUGAUUUUCUCACCGCCGUUCUUAUUUUCCAGCACCGGAAAACAAAUAGUCACCACUAACAGCGCCAGCGUCUGUGCAUUUACAAAACUCAAAGAAAGAGUCACUUUUGAAGAAGAAAUCCCAAAAAGCAACUUUAUUGCCAUUGCUGGUCAUAUUCCAGACGAGGGUUCUGCUCAAUUUUAUUGUGAGGAGGAAGUACGAGAUCCUAGAGCUACACAUAAUUGUUGGGCGUACAAGGUUGGAGAACAAUAUCGGACUAAUGAUGAUGGCGAACCAUCUGGUACUGCUGGCAAGGCAAUACAUUCUGCAAUUGCAUCCUCAGGAUUGGAUAGAAUCAUGGUUGUUAUUAUCAGGCACUUUGGUGGAAUUAAACUUGGCACUGGAGGUCUAGUAAGAGCUUAUGGAGGAGUAGCUGCAGAAUGUUUGAGAAAUGCUCCUACAUGUCUCAUAAAAUCUAAAGUCCCGAUGGGCUUGGAGGUUCCUUUUGAACUAUUAGGAGUGUUUCAUACGCAGCUACAGUCUUUCCAGGCAGAAGAUAUCAAGCAGGAUUAUGAUGCCGGGAAAGAUGGAGUCACCAUGGUCACAUUCAAAGUUAAUUUUGACCGUGCACAAGGUUUAGAGGAAGCUAUUAAGGCCAACUGCAGUCGUGACAUUGUAUUCUACAAACGCUAGAAUUUUUCCAUAUUACUUUGUCUGAUAGUUUUAGUUCCAUCCUGAUGGAACUUAUGGAGAUCUGAAAUACCUUCUGCUCCAGAAACA
Solanum dulcamara is the source of this 849-nucleotide messenger RNA. RefSeq lists its product as uncharacterized. The transcript is spliced from 6 exons. Gene Ontology annotation, biological process: regulation of translational initiation. NCBI's taxonomy places the organism in Eukaryota, Viridiplantae, Streptophyta, Magnoliopsida, Solanales, Solanaceae. Gene Ontology annotation, cellular component: cytoplasm. The coding region runs from base 10 to 762 and encodes 250 amino acids. The record is from RefSeq and is a predicted model, not a curated record.